This is a messenger RNA of Fusarium falciforme, 1203 nucleotides long. RefSeq lists its product as hypothetical. The record is from RefSeq and is a predicted model, not a curated record. The coding region runs from base 1 to 1203 and encodes 400 amino acids. The transcript has 4 exons. Lineage: Eukaryota; Fungi; Ascomycota; Sordariomycetes; Hypocreales; Nectriaceae.
AUGCCUGCGCACAAGCGAAAGUUGUCCCUUAACCCCAAACCUCAACCCCAUCGUCUUCGAUCAUCGAGUCGGCCGAGAAAGGUCCGUUACGCCAUUGACAGCGAAAGCGAUAGCGAGAAGAACCAUCGACAGGCUCCGAGCGAUUCUUGGAUUAGAUCAAGACAUGGUCAGCAAAGCGCCAAUGCGGAUGAAUCAGGAGAUGAGUAUGUCGACGAGUCCGAGGAGAAUGACGACGAGGACGAAGACAACGAAAACGACCGAGACGACGACAAUGACGACUCAACCCAAGACGUACUUAAGAACCACGAAUCGGACGGAGAGACUGACGAAGACGAGCCGCCGAGAUUAACCAUUAUCCCCCUCGAGCAAAUGAGAGACGCCGGUGACAUCGAAUACGUUGACUUUAGGAUUCAUCCAAACAGUCUGCUAUUCUUGGCAUAUUUGAGGGAAAACAAUAAUAGAGCGUGGUUGAAAGCCCACGAUGGGGAGUUCCGUCGAGCAUUCAAGGACUGGGAGACGUUUGUGGAGCGUACAACGUCUUCAGUUAUGUCUAUUGACGAUACUAUACCCGAGUUUCCUGCCAAGGACGUCAUGUUUCGCAUCUACAGAGAUUUGCGUUUCAGCCCUGACAAGAAGCCAUACAAGGCACACUUUUCAGCCGCAUGGUCUCGUACGGGACGAAAAGGGACAUACGCACACUAUUAUGUACAUUGCGAACCUGGCGCGUCUUUCAUUGCCGGCGGCAUCUUUGCACCCAACGCCCAGCAGCUUCGAAGUGUUCGCUCGAGCAUCGACGAGAGACCAAGGCGAUGGCGUCGAGUAUUAAAUGACCACAACCUCAAGGAGUCGUUUAUGCCUAGCUUAAAGACGGGGUCUAGGGAGGAUGAGGCGCUCAAGUACUUUGCCCGCGAGAACAAGGAGUCUGCUUUGAAGACAAAGCCAAAGGUAGGUAGCAUCCGAGAGAACAUGGAUAUUGUCGUUGACUCAAGCGGCCAGGGAUUCAUUUCUGAUCAUCGGGACAUCGAACUGUUGAAGCUGAGAAAGUUUACUCUCUCACAAAAGAUCCAGGACGACCUGCUACUCGCAGAUGAUGCGCAAGAAAGGGUCACUGAGAUUCUCAGACCCUUGGUUGGAUUUAUUACCUUUCUUAACACCAUAGUCAUGCCCGAUGAUCAAUCGAGCAGCUCGGAAAGCGAUGGCUGA